GUCACUUGUCAACGGUCAACGGGCGGUCAGCCCUGUCGUCAGUCGUGGUCAGUCGGCGGGCAAACGGCGUGCGAUGUGGCGUUUGUUGGCGCUAUGUACGGCGUUUAUGUGCGCGCGCGGCGCGCUGUUGCCUCUGGAGGCUGAGCGGCUGCGCGCCUCAGUCGGCGGUUACGCUGUUAUGAACUGCCACCUUGACUUCCCCUUUGGGAAUGAAAUACCGUACCACUUGCAGUGGGAUAAAGAUGGUGAAACUAUAUUCUCGUGGUACAGUGGAGACGCGUCGCCGCGUGUGGCGGAUCGCUGGGGCGGGCGGGUGCGUCGAGUGGGACCCGGCGCGCCUUCAGAAGAAGGUGAAGCGGCGCCCAGCGCCUUAGGCGGAGGUUCCGUUAACGUCAGUUCCGUGCGCGAGACCGACGCCGGUCUCUAUCGUUGUCUGGUCACCUUCCCUAACCGCACACCACCCUCUCGCAACAAUGGCACCUAUUAUUAUUUAGAUGUUGAAGGUGGUAACUUAAUAGUGACGCCACCUGUCAACGUGACUGUGAUUGAAGGUGACAGCGCUGAGCUGGAGUGCUUAGUGAAAAGUCCAGAGUGGAGUGUUCAGUGGUACCGCGAGGACGUUAGUGUGAGCGCGCUGCCGGAGUUGGCAGCGCGGACGUCGCUGGCUCCUAACGGUUCGCUGCUGCUGCGACGCGCUAUCAGCUCAGACCUUGGCCGCUAUGAAUGUCGCGUCAGUGCACCAGACGGACGCCGCCAAACUGCCGCAGCUCACCUUGACGUGCAUUACAAAGCAAAAGUAGUGUACUCGCCCGCCGAGCGUCAUCUCGGCUACGGUAAGCCGGCGAGUCUCGACUGCCACUUUAGUGCCAAUCCACCGCUCACCAACCUACGCUGGGAAAAAGAUGGCUUCCUGUUCGACCCUUACAACGUUCCUGGUGUCUUCUACAGUAGGAAUGGCAGUCUACUCUUCAAUAAGGUAGACGAGUCUCACGAGGGCGUGUACUCUUGUACGCCGUACAAUACCUUAGGGUCGGCUGGCCCAAGUGCCGGAGUGCGCGUACGUGUUCAGCGUCCGCCCGCCCUAGCAAUACGACCACGCCCGCUUUAUCUGGCUCGCCUUGCUGGUCAUAUCACGUUGCCCUGCGUUUCCGAACCACAGCUAGCUGCUGUUCCGCCUUCUCUUUCUUGGGCACGAAAAGACGGACACCCUUUACCACCAGGUCGCCAUACGCUCGACGGCGGCAAUCUUACCAUAACUGCCGUUCGUGAGGAAGACCGCGGCUCAUACGUGUGCACGCUAACAAACGAAGCGGCCGCUGUCAGCGCUGAAACGGAGCUGGUCGUUGAAAAUGUGGCUCCACGUGCGCCUCAUGAUCUGCGUGCGCGGGCUGAAUCGAGCGCCGUGCACGUCCAAUGGGCGGCAGACCGUGCUGACCUGGAAUACCAGGUGUGGUGGCGUGAACGUUCACGUGGCGAAUGGCGCACCAUGAAGAUACUGACACGUGGCGAUACGCACGCAACGCUUCGUGGUUUACGUCCGGCCACACCCUAUGAGCUGCGUGUCCUCGCGCAGGAUCAGCUCGGUGAUGGCUUAUUCAGCCAGCCACUCUUCGUCACUACUCCAGAUUUGGAAGCGAGCGGAAUGUCGGAAGCGAGUGAGGAAGUGGAAGUAGCAACGGCGCUGCCAGUGAGCGAAGUGACUGAAGAGAUGGAAGAGGCUUUGGAGGUGGAAGGUGUGGCAGAGUUAGAAGUUCGCGUGUUGAUCGUAGAAGAGGGCGCCUUAGUGCGUUGGGAGCCACACGUCACCGGCGAACGCUGUACCGUGCGCUGGUUCCGCGACGAACAUCCGCGCCGACUACUCGCGCUUGCGCACACCACGCACGAUCAUCUGCUCGUGGGAGCUGUAGAGGAGGGCGGCGCAUACUGGGCCCAAGUACAAUGCGGUGGGGCAUGGGGUGGUGCAUCUGCCCAUGUCCCGCACUAUGGCCGACUGCGCGCCGCUGCUCUUGGCGUCGGCGUGGCUGCAUUACUGCUCGGCGCGGCCGCUACAACCGCCUGGCUUCUACGACGACGCUUCAUACGUCGCCCAGUUCGCGAUAAGCGCUCGCGUUGAACUUAUACACCUUGUGAACAGACUUGCGAAAGAUUGUGAAGUGAUUGUGCAUUAUUAAUCAGUUUUAGAUCCGUCGAAGCUAGAAAACAAUAAUUCUUUUCCGAAUUUCUUAAAUUAUAAUAAAACAGAUCUCUCUUUACGCUCGCACAGAACUUUUCACCGUCCGACUCCCAGAAACAACAUUGGGUCCCGUGAGGCUCUUCACAGGACGUGUUCUACCUUGGAUUCUGCCACUAAUAUCGAGGCUUUAUCGCACUUAUCUACUGCUUCAUUAAAGAAUAAGUCAAAAGUCAAAAGUCAAUUAUAAAUAAUUUCUUCCUUAUAUUUAGCUACUAGUUUGUUUGUCGUUCUCUUAAUUUAUAAAUUUUAUGUUGUCAUGUUUAGUUUUGUUUUGUAUUAUAUUUUUUAUCAGUGAAACUUUUUGUGGAUAUACCCAUGUAUUUCAUAUUUUACUUUUAUUUUUUCUUCUGUAUAGAGAUGAAUCUGUUUAGUUUCUUUAAUUCAUAAAUAUAGCCUUCAAUUUUUGUCAUAAUUAAACUGGGAUAUCUAAAUGAAAUGUGAUUAAUUUAAUUGUCUUCUUGAUAUGAAAUUGUUUAGCAUUAUCACGAAUGUAGUGAUAAGCUUUGUAUUAAGAAAGCAAGUUACUUUCGCGUU
This is a messenger RNA of Pieris rapae (cabbage white), 2767 nucleotides long. It is a transcript of the gene bdl, whose product is annotated as protein borderless. The record is from RefSeq and is a predicted model, not a curated record. The transcript is spliced from 7 exons. NCBI's taxonomy places the organism in Eukaryota, Metazoa, Arthropoda, Insecta, Lepidoptera, Pieridae. Bases 74 to 2113 code for a protein of 679 amino acids. Gene Ontology annotation, molecular function: protein binding.